UAAAGAUAACUUAUUUUCAGAGUAUCUUGAGCUACAACGGAGGCUGCGUGGUGGCCAUGAAGGGCAAGAACUGCGUGGCUAUUGCGUCUGACCUCAGAUUUGGUGUCCAGCUUCAGACCAUUGCUACUGACUUUGAGCGCGUGUUCGAGGUGGGGCCAAACCUGUACAUUGGCCUGCCCGGCCUCGUGACCGACACGCAGACCGUUGCCCAGAAACUCCAGUACCGCACCAAAAUGUAUGAGAUGAGAGAGGGAAGACAAGUGCGGCCACAGACGCUGAUGGCGAUGGUGCAGAACCUGUUGUAUGAGCGCCGCUUUGGCCCGUACUUUGUGGAGCCCGUCAUUGCCGGCAUUGACCCGUCCACCAACGAGCCUUUCAUUUGCGCCUUUGACCUCAUCGGCUGCGCGUCGACGCCUGGCGACUUCUGCGUCGCUGGUACGUGUGAAGAGAACCUGUUCGGCAUGUGCGAGACGCUGUGGCGGGAGGACCUGGAGCCAGAGGACCUGUUUGAAGUGAUCAGCCAGAGUUUGGUGAACGCCUUCGACAGAGACGCGUCCUCAGGCUGGGGGGCUGUCGUGCAUAUCAUUGAGCCUCACCAGGUCACCACUCGGCGGCUUAAGUGCCGGCAGGACUAAAGGACUCAAGCAAUUCCCCUUAAUUAUUUCAGUUGUAGCAGAGUAUUUUUUCUUAUGAGGUUCUCUAAUUCUAAUCUCAUUUGGAUUUUUGGGGGUGCCACGAUAUUUUUUCUUAUUACUUCGUAGGGUUUCCAUCUUUAUUUGUAUGCAAACUUGAUUAUUUAUCACUAUUAUAUACAUUCACUUCCUUUUUGUUGAGUAAAGCUCUCACUUGAAUUUUUUUGCGAUCGUAACUUCUAGGAUGACGAGAUUGUAUGAUUGUGUGUGGAUGCCUGAAUGCCUUCACACAAGAUGCAGGGAGCUUUGGCUUUAACAGGAAUCAUUCUGUAUAAAAAAAUUUUUCCAAGCUAAUAUCGUUGUAAUUGAAUUUGUAGGCGACUGUUUCAGCUGCUAGGAAGGACGGUUCUAAUAUUGCCUAUGGUUCAAUCUAGUUCAUGCAGAGAAUCCCCAGCCUAGUUGCUUGCUUUGAACUCGUGACAGUUUGUUACAUUCUGGGCGCUUCUAAAUUGAUAUUAUGAGGUUUUGUACUCAAGAAAAAAAUGAAUAACAGAGCACUGCCAGCAAAACAUUGCUCAUUUUAUUGUUUUAGUUCUUUAUUUUGAAUGAAUUUUUUCUCAACUGCGCCGUGAACCUCUAGACCGAGCUGCGCCCUCUUAAAAAUGUUUUAGCUUCGAUUCCCAUUAUUAAAAUUUAUUCAUAUUUUGCACUAUUUUCUUUUAUCAUUGUUUCAAAGCUCAUAUGACCAAAAACUCGUUGGAAAUAUCUUGAGCCAUGCCUUCUUUAAUGUAGGGAAGAAGCCUAGGUCUAUAAUGCUAUAUCAGGCCUAUAAUGUUAUACUAGGCCUAUAAUGUUAUACUAGGCCUAUAAUACUACACUAGGCCUAUAAUGCUACACUAGGCCUAUAAUGCUACACUAGGCCUAUAAUGCUAUACUAGGCCUAUAAUGCUACACUAGGCCUAUAAUGCUACACUAGGCCUAUAAUGCUAUACUAGGCGCCAGAACCUCGUGCUUAUAUGCUGUCUGCAGGUGACAUGACGCGGCUCUUGUCUGCCGAUAAUAAACGAGCUUGCCUGGUG
Hyalella azteca is the source of this 1711-nucleotide messenger RNA. RefSeq names its product proteasome subunit beta type-3 (gene Prosbeta3). NCBI's taxonomy places the organism in Eukaryota, Metazoa, Arthropoda, Malacostraca, Amphipoda, Hyalellidae. Gene Ontology annotation, cellular component: proteasome core complex, beta-subunit complex; proteasome core complex. The annotation marks the transcript as partial. The record is from RefSeq and is a predicted model, not a curated record. The transcript has 4 exons. Gene Ontology annotation, biological process: proteasome-mediated ubiquitin-dependent protein catabolic process.